Mollisia scopiformis is the source of this 1239-nucleotide messenger RNA. Its product is annotated as Rad1-domain-containing protein. Gene Ontology annotation, cellular component: checkpoint clamp complex. The transcript has 2 exons. Lineage: Eukaryota; Fungi; Ascomycota; Leotiomycetes; Helotiales; Mollisiaceae. Gene Ontology annotation, biological process: DNA repair; DNA damage checkpoint signaling. The coding region runs from base 125 to 1138 and encodes 337 amino acids. The record is from RefSeq and is a predicted model, not a curated record.
GCGCAUAAAAGUGUACAAUAGUUGGGCGAUAGAAAAGCAAAGGACUUGAUACCAAACCUCAAAAUAGUGAUCUUAUUACCAGAAUCUCCUACACGAACUCCACUUCUACCUCUACAUCCUCAAAAUGUCUACAGUUGGCGACGAUAAUGUUGUUCCAAUCUUCAAAGCUGUUUCGAGUUCUGCGAGACAGCUCUUUCAAUUACUGAAUUGCAUCCGCUUUGCAGCCAAGGUCCACGUUCAAAUUAGCGCAGAAGGUUUACGAUUUGCGGUGGAAGAAUCGAGAGUCAUGCAAGGCAUCGUAUUCCUCGACAAAGCCCUCUUUACCACCUUUCACUGCGUUAUCCCUGAAACCCUGGACGAGGAACCAGAUGUUAUUGAUCUGCCAAACUUCCAAAUCUCCCUUUCCGCCCUUCUCGAAACCCUACAAAUCUUCGGUGCCGCAGAUGUGACGAGUUCCCGAUUCGCAAAGCCUGACAAUGAUGGAUACAACAGCAACAUUAGACCAGGCCGACAAAAUGCAUUCAGCAACCAAGCUCUUGGAAUGGCUGGAAUAUGUCGAUUAUCGUAUGCCGGAAUUGGCUCACCAUUCAGUAUCAUCCUAGAAGAGUCUGGAGUUACAACCACUUGCAAUCUCAAUACCUACGAGCCAGAAAAUCCGCAAGAAAUCCCUUUCCAACGAGAUGCAAUGCAAGUCAAGAUUAUCAUGCAAGCGCGUUGGUUAUUUGAUGCCAUUUCUGAGCUCUCCACCACUUCUCCAAUGCGUCUCGACCUUAUCGCGUUCCCAGAAGCUCCGUACCUCAGCUUAUCAGCCGUUGGACCUCUAGGAAGCGCUAGCGUUGAGUUUGCAAAAGGCAGAGAGCUGUUGGAGACCUUUAGUGUGGCUGAGAAGUGGACUCAGAGUUACAAGUUCGAGAUGAUCAAAGCUGCUGCUGAAGCUAUGAGACUAGCAAGCAAAGUCAGUGUCAGAGGAGAUGAGCAAGGCGUUCUGAGCUUGCAGUUCAUGGUGGAGGUUGAGGGUGGUGGUAUUAGCUUUGUUGAUUUCCGAUUCGUUCCCUUUCUCCGCGAGGAUGAUGAAGACAACGAGGACGCAGAGGACGACGAAGAUGAAUAUGAAAAUGAGGAUGAUGAAUUUGAAUGAUAGCUUGGCUUGCAGCUUCUUAUAGGACUCAGACUUAGCAAAUCAUCAAUCGCGUUCCUACUUCAUGUUGUUCUUGGUGCUGUCUCAUUCAAAAAAGCUUC